Messenger RNA from Exophiala xenobiotica, 3577 nucleotides. RefSeq lists its product as uncharacterized. The transcript has a single exon. Bases 77 to 2644 code for a protein of 855 amino acids. Lineage: Eukaryota; Fungi; Ascomycota; Eurotiomycetes; Chaetothyriales; Herpotrichiellaceae. The record is from RefSeq and is a predicted model, not a curated record.
CUUCAUUUUACCAACAACAAUCCUUCGACGACUCUAUGGUUGGUCGCUCGAUAGUGGAGGGUAGCUGCUCGAGGAGAUGCGAGCACUAUGGACUCAAAUUCCUCGGCCUAGAUUGAGUCGCUGCCCCUCUAUCUCGUCAGUCGAUACCGUUACUCCUGCCUUGGUGCGGAAAACUACUACAGCUCCUCUGAGACGCCGCCCUACCUUCAACGAUGUCUUCACCAUCUUCUUGGCUCCUGUCCUUGCCGCCGUCUUCAUAGUCGAUACCAGCUGGAAAGCAAAACAACGGAAGGAUUGGGACGACAGGCUCUCAGAAAUUCAAGAAGAAAUCAAGGAGAUACAUGAACGAGAACAGCGGGUCAGAAAUGCACUACGGAUUCAAUCCCACAAGAAUGGAAUCUUCAGUCAAAGAAGGGGCUAUUCUACGGCUACGCAAGCUCGAGUGGAGUUCGAAGAGGAAGUAGAGGAUCAGGUGGACGUGCCAAUAUGGGAAGAGGAGGGAGGAAUGCCCCAAAUCCGCAGAUGCGUCUCUCAGCAGCACACACAGCCUAUCGAGGAUCUGGAGCCUGCUAAAGUGUACAAAGACGGCAUGUUCUCCGCGAACGAGAUGGCAAAUCUUCAACGCUACCAUCGACUCAACGCUAUCAUGCUGUCCAUCAGGAUGCUUCUCCAUCUUCAGAUAGGGCCGAGUCCUUACUUUACCUUGGUACCAGGUGAAGAUGUGGUGGACGCUGAAGAUGUCAAAUUUCCUCAAGACAACAACAAACUUGUCGAGAUGCUAAGGUUGACGCGGAAGGAAAUGCGGCCUCUCAAAAACCGUCAGGACCUUUUCCUUGUUGCCCCUCAUAUCGACGCCCAAGCCUCGAGAUCAGACCUGAACAAUGUCGUUAGAAAGCUAACGACGGAAUUCGACGAAGGAAAGAUAAUGUUAAGUGAACUUAUCCACGGCUUCGGACAAGCACUUCUUCAAACGACGGACGUACUGUCCGUCUCUUCAUAUGUUAUGCUCCUUCGAAGCCUUUCGAAGCAUGGGAACUACUCGCUAUCAUACCACGUCAUCGCAGCCAUGAAAAACAGCACCUUACCACUGUCUGAUGAUGCCCUCUUUCAUAUAAUACUCCAGAUUGGUCAAGCUUGUGAUUCACGCUCCUUGAACCAUAUCUUGCCAUUGAUAACCAGGUCAGACGACAAGUUCAAUGUCCUGAACAAAUGGGAAAGAAUUCACGCGGAUGGGUUGGAUCUGCCUGUCCCUGCUUCCUUAAACGUACGACUGCUGCAAGUCUUGAUCUAUACAGCUCUACGGUGCGAACAACCCGAGCGAGCAGAAGGUUGGCUAUCAUUACUCCGCGAGAUGGACUAUGGCGCCUUGAGGAAGAACCACUUGUUCAGAAGCUUCCUAACCUAUUAUUCGCUGCACGGCAACUGGGAGAAAGGCAGAGUCUGGCUACAUCGGUCAAUCCACCACGCAUCAUCAAUUGCUGCCCACACAUACGACGGCUUCGUACGUUUGGUCUACCGUAUGCUCGAUUUGUGUGUCAAAUGCCGUAAACUACCCGAAUAUACCACGAUUUUGGAGGCAGCAGUCAAGUCCGGCAUUGGCCCGCCUGUCAGGCAACGCAAUCCCAAUAAUCGCAAGGUGAUUUAUGCUCGAGGCCGCAGCAUCCUGGACGAAUGGGGUGCCCUCCCAAUCUCAGAAGACGUCAUAUCACUUCCGCCAGCAGAGAAGGUGAGAUCCUUCGAAGAAGCGUGCAGGAAUUUCCUAGAACAUAUUUCCGAUGCACCGUAUCUGGCCCAAGAGUCAUCACAACCGGGCGAGAAUGGUGACCUAGAACCUAUGCCUCCUUCGACGCAGACUUUGCAUCAAGCAGUACGUCGUCAACAGAAUAGGGCUCCUUCUGAGUGGGGUCACAAUCAACCUAACGGUAUCACGCUUGCCGAACAGGCGAAAAUUGAUGCUAGGUUCGAGCGUCAAGACAACACAAUUCAUGCGCUGAAAGCAAGCUUGGACAUUGCCGAAGCACGAUACAAGGCUGCCCGGGGAGAUAAGCAGGAGCGGGAAGAAACCACUCUCCGACUGGAGAGAACCGCGGCCGAGUUGCGAGAGCGACUGGAUGCAGCUCUGAGAUCUGACCGGGAAAGGGCUCAUAACACAGCUCAUUUGGAGAAGACUGCUGAGGAAUUACAAAACCGACUGAAGGAAUCCCAAGUCGCAAUGCAGGAGCUCCAAGAACGUAACCAAUCUUACGCGAAACUGCAAGCUAAACUCCGAAGCGAGAUAUCGGAAUUGAAAGCCACCACGAAACGAUUAAAGGAGCAGCAACAGGCACAACAGUCGGAACAUACCACCACCAGAAAGCUUCGACAACCCGCCAGGAGACGUGCAGAGGUGAAGGUUGCUGCAGUCGAAGCGAGUAAACCUGCCCCUGUGGCAGUCAAACAUGUCCCAGUGUCCGCGUCAAAACCGAUGCCGUUGCCAGAGCCUAACAUUCGCUUUACACCGACAGUCACCUCGCAAGACGUUGCUCUUCAAGUCCAAAACCCCACCGCCCUACGACUGAAGCAUCUGUCGCCAAAUAAAGUCAGGCAGAGAUUGCGACUUGUGGCCUCAAGCGACAAUGCGAUACCCCCGACAGUAAUGGCUUGAGUUUGAGCCCUACAUAGCCAGCCUUGACAGGCACUACUGUCACAAAUUAUCGAGUUCACUCCAAGGAAGAUACCAGGCUAGCUGGACAUCAACUGGCAGUGACCUCGUGGCAAAUGGUCAAUUGACGACGCAAAAAGUUCAUUACCUCAUAGCGUCUGGGUUUAUACCCGAACAAGAGCCCACCAAGAGCCUGAAACUGAGUAUUGCACUGAUUGAUCUCGGCUUUGCAUCCUUCGGGGACAGCGACCAGAACCUUUCGGGCUCUUUCCUAUCGGAUGAUAUGCCAGUAAUGGCCACGCCGCACCGCAUGGUGUGAUCGGCCAUGUAAUACGACUCAGCUGUUCAAUGUGUGUUGGCUGUGCAGGUGAAGCUCGGAAGCAGAUCCCCUGUCGUAGAACGCAUGGCCACUGCGAAGGCAGACCGGGCCCUGGACAACACCGAUUCCCAGGUCCGCUUGAGCAGGUCUCAGCGCCGCUGGCAAGGUUGGUCUUGGCCGAACCCAAUCUGAGAUAACCCGGGCACAAGGUCAGCCGUUCGCCUCUUUACAAGAGGACACCAUCCCAUGGGGCGCUGUUUCGCCGUCCAAGCGCGACACGAGCAUUGCGAAGCUAUGGGCGGACCAAGUAGGAUCGCAUCUUGAGGAGGGCGGAAGAACAUAUAUGCCGUUGUCCAUUAUACUCUGGCGAUGGUCGUAUCGAAAGCGCUAACGCCAUUGUAGCAAGCUGCAUAUCGAAUCUUUACAGGAUCUCAAAUCCUCCGUCAAAGAGUCUCAUGGAUCAGAUAUGAUUCAUCUUGGACUUGCCUCCCACGAAAUCACGACCCGGUCUCUGCAUCUCCGCCUCAAGCUCCUAGCGCGCCGAUCAUAGGAGGAACAGGUAUAAAAUAACGUAUAUACAUAUAGAAAUAUGAUAUCUCAAUGACUCAAGACUUGCC